Molecule: messenger RNA, 1951 nt
Organism: Culex pipiens pallens (northern house mosquito)
Lineage: Eukaryota; Metazoa; Arthropoda; Insecta; Diptera; Culicidae
Gene: Asciz
Product: ATM interactor
Exons: 3
Coding region: 612-1598 (328 amino acids)
Biological process (GO): regulation of transcription by RNA polymerase II
Cellular component (GO): nucleus
Molecular function (GO): DNA-binding transcription factor activity, RNA polymerase II-specific; transcription cis-regulatory region binding
Source: RefSeq, a predicted model, not a curated record
UAGUAGGUGUGCUGAAAAGAAAAGUCUCAAGCAAAGGGAAAUUCUCGCAUACAAGCAUAUUAGUUUAAAAUGCAAUGUACCUUUUUUACAUGAUUAAACUCAUUUUUUUCUGGGAAGUACUAAACGAAUUUACAUCAUAAUCGCUUUCAUUGACAGCGUACACAUUAUUAGCGUGUGUGUCAUCAAGUAAAAAUAUACUUUGAAGAGCAUCUUGCUUACGCUGCAUAAUUGAAGCAAAUCGCCUGUUGCGAUCGCUAUGUCGUUGUAUUAUUAAGCUUCAUAACUACCUUAGGAGCACAGUGAAGCAGGUCAUUAUGCUUCUUCGCAUCACAAAAUCUUUCCAAUAUUGUCGGUCAAUUGAGUAUGUAUUUUAGUACCUUGGUCAUUUUAAUUGACUUUUUUUUUAUUUUAGUAGAGGAUUAAACCUAAUGAUGAAACCAUCGAAAGGCAAAUCUUAAAAGACAUAUUAAUUUUGCGGCUUAACGUGUACCAGUAACAAAACAAACAAACAAAACGUCACAACACAUCGUACUCUUUCGAUUUUUCGCAAUCGGAUUCAACUCCGACGACAGCGAACGUAAAAAUCCCAACUUUCGACUGCCUCCUCGGCCAUGGCCACCCAGGUGUACCGGAUCACGCUUCCGCCGGAGCAAAUUCUCGCCCGUAAGCUGUACCUGUGCGGCGUCGGCGACUGCAGCGAGCAGUUCCACAACGGGUCCCAUCUGCAGCUGCACCAGGCGAGGCGCCACGGGUUGAAGGCUCCGUCGUCCGUCGAGGAGCCUCCCCGGAAGGACACCGUCGUCUAUCACUGUCCGGAGUUUUCGUGCUGCUACCAUGAAAGGGCUAGUGGGGAGAAGUUCUUCGGGACGUUUCGCAGCUUGAAGCAGCACUUUUUGAAGGUGCAUUCGGAGAAGAACUUUGUAUGCAGCUCAUGUAACGGGCAGAAGGCGUUUGCAACUGAAGCCUUGCUUCGAGCUCACGAAGCCAACUGUGGACAAUCAUUCUGCUGUGAAGUUUGUAACUUAUCGUACGGAACCAGGGAAGCCCUGCUGACCCACGCAAAACGGAAGAACCACGGCUAUGAGGCACUGCUGGCAAAGAAAUCAAACAAGAGAAAGGCCGAAAAGAGUUUGGACAAAAAUCGCAAAGCACCAAAGAUGGAAACCCACGUCACGAUCCAAAUUCAAACGAAUCUCCCAACCAACUAUACCAGAACAUCCCAAACCACUCAAACGGAGUACAACGCACCGGAAGUGGCCAACCGGAACGAAACCGCAACCCAAACCAUCAAAACCCUGAACGCUUCAACGGUGGACAACGGUUGCCAAACAAACCUGCAGCAAUUGCUGGACCUCGAACUCGAAGACACCGGAACGACCUUCCCCACGCCGCUGGUGGUUUGUACGGAAACCCAGACCGAUCUCAUCUACGACAGCAUGUUCCCGAACGAGGAUCGGACCGAUCCGAUGCUGUACUCGCACAUGUACACGCAAACGUGCGACGAUAUCAUUUCGGAUCUGGGCCUGGCCACGAUCGAAACGCAGACCAACUGGGACGGAGGGCCGCUGGAGUGCAGCUCGACGCACACGCAAACAUGAUAUUGUACCGACGCGGCGGAUUUCCGGAUCGAUUUCUAGCCGCUGCUGAGUGGGAGGGUGAAGUCUAGUCGGGAUGUUGUUUUCAAAAUGAUUAUUGUUACAGCUAGUGUAAAUAAUGUCUUUGAAAUAAGUUUGUAGCUAGAAGCCAAUAUUUGGAGAAGAUUUAGCCUAGAAAAAUAUCAUAAAAGAAUUUGAUUCACAUAGUUUUUACAACGCACUAAUCUUUCAAACUCGAUCAUUGUGAAACAGAUUGUUUAAAACUGUUUAAUCUCGUCAUAGCAUUAAAUCUUACAAUUUUUUUCACGAGGUAAAUGUAUCUUAGCAUAAAUAAAGCACAUCAAAAUCCAGAAGCA